This is a messenger RNA of Hyaloperonospora brassicae, 3453 nucleotides long. NCBI's taxonomy places the organism in Eukaryota, Oomycota, Peronosporomycetes, Peronosporales, Peronosporaceae. The record is from the annotation of a GenBank genome assembly.
AUGACGUUCCGCCGAGCGCUGCUGCGUCCGCGCCAACGCACGAUGCUCGUCCGCACGUCUAUUGGUACUUCGAUUGACACAUUCCUUCCACGCGCAUGUGUCAACGCCCGACCUCUUGCAGCACUGACGUUAAACAGCGGCCGACUCGCUUCGCUCGAGCGGCUGACCGACGUGUCGAAGCGCUCGUGGCAAUUGCGCGCUGUUGUUCAGGACGUGGAGCGCUCACUGCCAGCGGAAAGAGGAAGUAGAUUUUACAACCGACGGUUGGCAGAAACUCUGGAGCAGAGCGACUACAAUCGCGCGUGGGGGAUCGUCGAGACGCUGCUCCGCCGAUAUCCAGACAAGCCCGUGCUCUGGCCGUACACGUACAACCUCAUGCUGCGUCACUACUGCAAGCAGCAAAAGACGCGGAUGGAUGAAAAUUUGACGCGCGUGUUGGCGCUGCUGGACGUGAUGGUGGACUACAGCUGCGCGAAUGAGACAAGCUUCCAAGUCGCCAUGGCUGCGUGCAGCCGUGCACGCCAUUUACGCAGUGCUCGAUAUGUGCUGAAGAGAAUGCAGGAGUUUGGAAUGGAACCUGAUGCCAAGAUGUAUGGCUAUUUGAUUACUUGCUGUGCAAGGAAGCGGGGGCUAGUCAAGACAGCAGAAACGUAUUUUGAGGAAAUGCUGAAUGCAGAAGUAAUGCCCACGGCUUUAGUCAUCAAUGCUUUGCUGCGGGUGUAUGCGCGCGAUUGUGGACGGUCGAAGUUCAUGAUGGAACUAGCGAAUCGUGCGCGUGACGAGUUUGGCCUAGCUCCCGAUACCGUCACUACUCGAACGAUGCUGUACUAUCUUUUGCGUGAAGGCGACAUUGAGGGUUCUGUGGGUUAUGUUCGAAAUGUUGAGCAGCUAAUUGUGCGCGACCGACCUGCAAGGCUGCCUGUCCAACGCCAAGUUGUGAAUGCACUGAUUGAUGCUUGUCGUCAGCGUGGCGAGUGGGACUACGCAGAUUACGCGCUCACGCUUGCGACGAGAACCGAUGAAACGGGGGCCCCGACUGCAAACACCGUCAGAGACGUGCAAAAUACAACAAAGCUGGCGACAUUGGUCGCAAACCGUGACGCAUCAUCAGUGGCUAUAGUCUGGGCUCAGUACGAACAGGAUUGGUCCCGUAUGACACGGCCGGAACAAAAAUCUUGUUUCAUGCAUCGGAGCCAAGACGAAAGUUUUGAGCGUGCACUGGAAAAUAUACGCUUGCGCACGAUUCCAUUGAUUGCGGAUCGGGCUAUUCAGAGACUUUCUCUCAAUCUGGAGAGUAAGCUAAGAAUACUUGAUGAACUGGUUCGUACUAGGACCGCAAGUGCAGCACACUUCCAUACUGUAUUAGGUGCCUGUGGUAGACAGGGACAGUUAUCCAGUGCAGUGUCUGUUUUUGCAAAGAUGAAAAUAUACGCCGAGAUCACGCCAGCGUGCACUCCGACGACCCGGAGCUACAAUGCGCUGUUAAAUGCAUAUGCAGUGCGCGGUGACGUUCACGGACUCAAAUCAAUGACGAACGAGAUGAUUGGGAAUGAUGUGCAAGCCGACCAAGUGACUAUGAACACGAUAUUGAAGGCGCACGUAAAGAGUUUGGAGAAUGGCGUUAGCGAAGGUCCACGGGCGCGUUUUGACACUUUGAUGCAAGCGCUUUCCUAUUUUGGGUGGUGCACUGAGGACCGAAAACUUGACCCGGACUCGGCAACGUAUUACUCGCUGUUCCGGUUGUUUGCAGCAUAUUUGGAAACAGCUAGCAAAGGGGACUAUGACCCUGCUGCUCGAAGCAAUAGCAAUGAGAUUUGCAAUGAAGAAGUCGUGGAAACGCAGGACGACGAGCUUGUGGCGUGGAUGGGAGAGUUCAUGUCCACCACAUGUCAUGAUGCGCCUCUCGAGUUGCUGGAUAUUGGCGUCUUCAACAACGCGUUCAACUAUUACCACCAGCUUGGCGACGUCGACAAAUCGUUCCGACUGUUCGAUGUGAUGAAGAAGCGCGGCAUUCAGCCAGACGAUACAACUCUCGGGUUACUGUUUGCUACAUGUGCGAGUCGGCAGCAGUUUGAGGUGGGCUUACACUUUUUAGACUACCUGAUGACCUCGGACGGGUAUAAGCCUACUCUGAAAGUACUUAGUGGCGCUAUGCAGCUCUGCGCAAAUUCAAAGAACCCGGAUGGAGCAUUGGAGCUCUUUCGAGCUAUUGAAAUGUCCGGCACAUUUUCGCCUACAAUGGAGACAUUCGAGCCAGUGGUGUUGGCAUAUGCUCGCGUUGGGAACGUGACUCGCGCCUGGGAGGUUGCGAACGAGAUGGAAGCGAAACUUGGGACAGUGUCGAUAAGUAUCUACAAUCGCAUUUUGUUGGCUUGUGUGGAGGCUGCCCUUCCUGGCCGCGCCCUGGAAGUGCUAGAUGUGAUCCGACUGAAAGAAGGAGUGUCACCCGACGUCGUAUCGUACAACACGGCGCUAGAGGCGUUUGUGAGAGCUGGAGAACGAGCUGCAUGGUGGAGGAAGAAUCAUCAACGCAAGUGGGAGGAGGAGGAUAUUUUCAGUGGCGAAGAUGCAGAGCACGACACCAACGCAGGUGGCAGCGAUGAUAUCAAUAAUGUUGAGAGCGGUAGCACAGAGGAAGAUCUUGUUGUCGAAGCUGGUCUAGACAGUGCACGUUUAAUUCAUGAAUGUACAGUGAGGGUAGCGUCAACUCAAGAUCAUGAGCUCGAACAGCAUGGAAAAGCUGCCUGGGUUCGUGCCAGCGUUAUAAACCUGCUUGACGAAAUGCGGCGAGCCCGAGUGAAGGCGGAUAUGACAACGUACGAGCGUGCGAUUGCCGCGUGCAGUGUAAACAAGGACUCUGAAGGCGUGAUCUCGAUAUUUGACACACUCAUUGAUCGCAAACGGGGUGAGAAUGCUGCUGGGAUAAAAAGUGACCUUGUGACAGAGUCCAGCUUUUCAGCCUACCUCGUCGAAUGCACCGCACUACGAGACAAAGACCGAGUAAUCGAAGCUCCGAUGCUUCUUCACAAGUGGCACGCCGCAACAGGCCAAGUGCCGCCAGUAUUUGUCGUGACGCAGAUGUUGGACUCGCUGGACGAUAUGGGCGAGUGGCGGCGAGCUGUUCGUAUGCUUCCCGAGUGGCAGGCGCUGUUCGGUACGGCUCCUAGCGUCUCUGUGUUCAAUCGUGUUAUGCAAAUGUGCAAUCAUGCAGAAGAGUACCAGCUUGUAGCUCCAAUAUUCGCUACGAUGCAAGACACCGCAGCUUACCGCGUUCGUCCCGACACCGAAAGUUACAUACAACGCAUUUAUGCCGAGGAACAGCGCGAGAAUUGGGUAGUAGCCACUGACCUAUUCGUAGAGAUGCAGAAGAGAUGCCCACGUGACGAGAUACCACAUCACCAGCUGCAGAAGAUCGCAUUGGGUCGAUACAGAUUGCGCCAACGCGAGACGUGA